This is a messenger RNA of Synchiropus splendidus (mandarinfish), 1459 nucleotides long. RefSeq names its product TLC domain containing 2 (gene tlcd2). Gene Ontology annotation, biological process: membrane assembly; regulation of membrane lipid distribution; plasma membrane organization. The record is from RefSeq and is a predicted model, not a curated record. NCBI's taxonomy places the organism in Eukaryota, Metazoa, Chordata, Actinopteri, Syngnathiformes, Callionymidae. The coding region runs from base 357 to 1082 and encodes 241 amino acids. The transcript has 4 exons. Gene Ontology annotation, cellular component: plasma membrane.
GGACGAUGAGCUGUUACCAGGGCACGCUCGCAACUUUGAGGCUCCUGCGUUCACCGGUCACCCCCACGACUCUUCCCAGCUCUGUGCCCCAUACAAAGCCUUCACUAACACCAAUCUUCGCGGCGCGUUUUCCACGCUGGAACGACAAGAAGCGGCUGACUUUUCCACACCGGGGCUGUCAACGGAACCCGCAGAUUGACGCGCUUGUUCUAGUCGACGGUCUGCAGCUAUGACUGGAUCCAGCUCGGUGUGUUAAGCUGAUUUUUCCGGUCGUCGCCAAGCACCAACGCCGCGCUCGUCUGGGCCACAGUCUCCGCUGCGAAUUCCUCCGAAGACACCGAGCAAGACCCUCGGCCAUGGAGCUGAGUUCCGUGUGUCUCACCACCGCUGGAGCCUAUGUGUUCUUCAGACUGGUCAACAACGGGGUCAGCAAGCUGCCCACCCCCGAGAGCGCGUGCAGGAACGCGUGGAAAUGGAGGAACAUCUCCACAUCCUCCGUGCACAGUCUCGUCACCGCGGUCUGGGCUGUGCUGUGUUUUUUCCUGCAUCCAGAAAUGGCAGAAGAUUUAAUAGAGACUUACUCCGCCUUUUCCCAUGCGCUGGUGUCUUUCUCCAUCGGUUACUUCAUCUACGACUUCUUUGACAUGCUGUUGAACCAGAAGCUGAGUCAGGCCUGGGAGCUUCUCUUUCAUCACAUCGUGGUCAUCACCUGUUUUGGCCUCUCGGUGGUCUCCGGCCGCUACGUUGGCUUUGCCGUGGUGGCGCUCUUGGUGGAGAUCAACUCCGUCUUCCUCCACCUGAGGCAGAUGCUGCGAAUGGCCAACCUGGCCGCCGGGACUCCGUACCGGGUCAACAGCAUCGUGAACCUGGGCACCUACGUGGUGUUCCGCAUCAACACUCUGGCCUGGAUGACCCGCUGGCUGGUGCUGAACCGCGACAAGGUGCCGCUCAUGGCCUACACCCUGGGCAGCGUGGGCAUGGCCAUCAUGACCGCCAUGAACAUCGUCCUCUUCUGCCGGCUGCUCCGGAGCGACUUCCUGAAGAGCAGCACCCGAGAGGCCAAGAAAGACAAGGAGAUGUAAGACACUGCCGCUGCCACCUCAGCUGACGUGAUCAGCGCAGUCACAGAUGAAGGAUUUCUAUGUAACAGAAUCAUGAGGAAAUUGGCGAGCUUGAGCUCGGGGUGGCUUCGCUCGCUCCGUGCAUGUGUCUAUACACACACUAUUGUAAAAUACAGGGUUGAUGUAAACCGUAAAAAAAUCCAGAAGUCGAGUCACCAAAUGUCCUCAAGCUAAAACCACCUGCUACCUCACAAUCUUCUUUGUUUACCUUUCUCUUUUCCAAACAAUAUCGACCGCAGUAAACAGACAUUUCUGUGACCUGAUGAAGACAAGCACGCGCUGAUAGUCAAGUGCCAAGUUCUCUCUCUCUCUCUCUCUCUCUCUCUCUCUCUCUCUCA